UAUUAUUUCGAACUGCCUAGCCAGAUUGGUCUAGAGCAUUUAUAUGUUUCAAGAUUCGUAUGAUUAAAGAUCAAAAAGGAUGAAACCGGUUACUGAUACUGAAACGGUUACUUCUGAGGAUAAAGUUAGAAAAUCUUUACAUGAACUUCAGCCUUCAGCUACUGAUAAGGAAACUUUAGUUGGUGCUGAUAGAAUGAUCAAAUCUACUCAACAAACAAAAGAAGUAAAAUCAAAAAAAAAUGUACCUACAAAAAAGAAAAAAGAUGCUUUCAAAAAUCAAGUAAAAGUGACAACCAAUAACAAAGCUGUUCAAACUGUGAAAGAGGAAAAGGGAGAAAUUGACGCUGAGGAUCUAACAUGCACAGAUUUAGCUGGUCCGAGUGAAAAUUAUUGGCAAGUAUUAGCUGAAAAGAGGCGAUUAGCGCUUAAGGAUACUUUAGAAGAAAAUAAAGAACUCGCAAAACGUAACGAAAAGUUAGAAGAAGAAAGUCGUAUUUAUAAAUUAAUGUUGGAUGAAGCAAGAGCUCUUAUUGAAGUGUUGCAGGACAUGAUGGAAGAUGACAGAAACGAUAUAAAUAAUUCAUUAGAAGACAGUGUCCUUUGAUUUACGAGUUCUUACAGUUAUAACGAAAGUUAAUCAAAAAUUUUUAUAUAAAAAUGUUGAACGCAUCCAAACUCAUAAAAGCCGAUAUUUCAAACUUAUGUACAUAUUAUUGAAAAAUAAUCUUAUUUAAAAUACGUAACUAAUAUUUCAAGUCAAAGGAUUCUUGAGUAAAUUGUUGAUGAAAAACUAUACAUACAUAUACUGUAUUCAAUAGUUCUACUAUUGAAUAUUAUAAAUAUUUCCAAACGUUUUUUAUAUCUUAGAGUCUUAGAGAGAGAUACUAAAUGCAAUAUUUAUAAUCUUCAUCAAAAUAUUUUAUUGUAAAGGCUUGGAUGUUUUCAACAAUUUUAAAUAAAAAUUCGCCAGUUAGUAUUUGUUAAUUUGCUGCAUCGUUUCCUUUCUUAUAAUUAUUUAUAUUGUCAAAAAUGUAGAUUAAAAUCGUAUUCAUUAUUCAAUAUACAUUUUAUCAACUUACUCCUCAUUAGUUUUGUAGACAAGUAUACUAAUAUUGUACGCGGAAAUAAAUUUCAUUUAAUACUAGAAAUAAUUGUCACUACAUAUAAAUAAAAAGAAAUCUGAUGAUGAU
Messenger RNA from Atta colombica, 1190 nucleotides. It is a transcript of the gene geminin, whose product is annotated as geminin. Lineage: Eukaryota; Metazoa; Arthropoda; Insecta; Hymenoptera; Formicidae. The coding region runs from base 80 to 604 and encodes 174 amino acids. The record is from RefSeq and is a predicted model, not a curated record. Gene Ontology annotation, biological process: regulation of DNA replication. The transcript is spliced from 6 exons.